Molecule: messenger RNA, 1176 nt
Organism: Miscanthus lutarioriparius
Lineage: Eukaryota; Viridiplantae; Streptophyta; Magnoliopsida; Poales; Poaceae
Source: the annotation of a GenBank genome assembly
AUGGCGACGCAGCGGCUCGUGGCGGCGGCGGCGCUGGUGGCCUGCCUCCUAGUGCUGCCGGUGCACGGGCGCAACAUCACGGCCAUCCUCCAGGGGUACAAGGAGUACAAGCUGUACAACCAGUACCUGUCGGAGACGAAGGUGUGCGACGAGAUCAACUCGCGGCAGUCGACGUCGAUGACCAUCCUGGUGCUCUCCAACGACGCCAUGACGACGCUGGCCAAGGACGCUGGGGACUCGCUCCCCGCCAUCAAGAACGCGCUGCGCCUCCACUCGGUGCUCGACUACUACGACCGCAAGAAGGUGAAGAAGUACGGCGACGAGAGCGCCGCCACGCUGUACCAGGCCACGGGCGACGCCGCGGAGACCACGGGCAACGUCAAGGUGGUGGACCAGGAGGACAAGAACUACGGCUUCUCCGCCGCCACGGCGGGCGCCAGGAUCUGCACCGUCACCAAGGAGGUGGAGACGCACCCGUUCAAGUUCGCCAUCCUCGAGGUCACGGCGCCCAUCGAGUUCGACGGCCUCUUCGACGUCCCUUCCACCGCCAACCUCACCCGCCUCCUGGAGCGCGCCGGCUGCAAGGUCUUCGCGUCGCUGGCCGCCUCCACGGGCGUGCUCAAGUCGUACGAGGACGCCAUGGACAAGGGCCUCACCCUGUUCGCCGUCAACGACGACGCGUUCAGCGCCAAGGACGUGCCCGACGUCAAGACCAUGUCCAAAGCCAACCUCACCAAGCUCCUCCAGCUCCACGCCCUGCCUUCCUACAACACCAAGACGUCGCUCAAGUCCGUCAAGGGCCCGCUCCGCACGCUGGCCCCCAAGGACGACGUCACGGUGGUCGCCAAGGGCGACGACGUCUCGCUCGACACCGGCAAGACCAGGUCCCGCGUCGCGUCCACCGUCGUCGACAGCGUCCCGUUCUGCCUGCUCACCAUGGACAGCCUCCUGGUGCCGCCGGAGCUCUACGUCGGCGCCCCGGAGGCAGCACCGGCGCCGGCGCCCGCGGAGGCGCCACAGGGGUCCCCGGCCGCGGCGGAUGCACCGUCGGUGGCCGCGGACCACGCGGACCACAAGUCCAAGAAGCCGUCGGCGUCUUCAGCCGUCGCGUCGCGCCCGAUCGCCGCACUCGCCGCGGCGGCCGUGUGUUCCGUCGUGCUCUCGUCCCUCUUGUGA